AAGUCUUUAUAUUAGCACCUGCAAUGGCACUAGAAUCACUAAGUUUCACUUUGACAUCUUCCAGUCAGCAGGCUAAGUCUUCAUCAGUGGAUAGAUAGCAAGCAACUAGGCCACUAAACGGAGUCACGAGCUUUAUUCACUCGGUCCAUUUCACUAUAGAUUAUAGGAGGAGUCAUGUGAAAUAUAAUAUAUUAAAAUCGAAAUUCCAGUUCAUACCGAGAACGAAACUGCUAUUCUAAAAUUUAAAGGGAAGUAGCCUAGAACAGAAAGCAUUACCUCAGUUUCUGUUAAUGGUCUGCGAAAAUACACAUUAUAAUCUUGGAAUUGACCUCCACACUCACAGCUGAAACAUGGUGAAGAUGACCCUACUGUUUAUGUUCCUCGUACUCUCUGUGUUUGUCUGUGUGUGAAUUAAGAACAUGGUGAAGAUGACCCUACUGUUUAUGUUCCUCGUACUCUCUGCAACCAAAGAGCUGUUCAGAGGAGGCUGUGCGUUAUGUGACUCUCAUCCAUCUUCACAUAAGCCUGUUGGUGUCCGGGAGGGAGAGAUGGCAGUGCUACAGUGCCCACUGCGGACCACCAUGGCAGGGCACAGGGAGGGGAACCUGACCCUGACAUGGAGCAACCACUCUGGGCCUGGGGAGCUUCAGGAGCCUGCGGUGUGGAUGUCUGAAUACACCCUCGUCAUCCUGAGGGUCUCUCCCAACCAACAGGGGUCCUACUCCUGCUCACUACUCAACGCCAGUGGCCAGCCCCUGAGAACAGCGUGGUUUAACAUCACAGUGUUCUCUGGCCAGUGCUACACAGAUAUGACUGCGUAUCCAGUCUCUUGCUAUCUGAGACAGUCCUGUGAAAAGUUAACCUGCACGUCAGACAGUGUCCCACAAAACUUCACAAAACAUAAUUAUACGUGGUACAAGAACUGUGACACAGAGUUACACUCUGACUUUGGCGAUGGAUACCUGACGAGUGCUUCUGAAAGUGACAAUGGUUACUAUACCUGCACUUCAUACUACACAUACAACUCAAAGCUCCAUGAUGGACAGGUGUUUACCUUGUCCAGAACCACAGAGCGGACAGUUGAAGAAGGAAGUUCCCCGGUUAUGCCAAAGAUCAUCGAACCUUGGGAUGGGGAGGUUAUUGAAGUAGAUAUGGGAUCUACUGUGGUGGUGGUCUGCAGGGUUGUCCGGUCCUCUGAAUCUGACCAAUUAUACUGGAUGGAAAACAGAUCUUUUGUGGAGAGGAACCAGACGACCCUACCAGUGUUUUAUAACGUUUCACAAGAGAAUGACCAUCACCAGGCAUCGCUGGUGAUCAGUCAGGUGUCAGAGGAGCAGCUGAGGAACACAUACACCUGUCAACUGGAUUCUUCAUCUGGGAACGACAAUGUCUCCAUCACCUUCCAACAGAAGAGUCCACCCCAGUUCCACUUCCUGGUGCUGGGUAUAGUGGGGGUCUUUGUCGUAACGGUGGUGGUGGUGACUGUUGUCUAUGUCAAGCUGAAGGUGGACAUCAUUCUAUUUCUCAGAGAUGAUCUGGGUUGGCAUCAUCACAACGUCUCUGAUGGGAAGCGUUACGAUGCCUAUGUGUUGUGUUAUAAGAGUGACACAGAGUCAGGUGUCAGUGAGGAGGACAGGCAUCAGGUGGAGGAGGUGCUGGAGGAGGAGUAUGGUUACAGCCUGUGUCUCUACGACCGUGACGUGCUCCCUGGGGAGGCGGUGGCUGAGGCGGUGCUGGGGUGUAUAGAGCAGAGCCGGAGACUGAUCCUGGUGCCCAGCAGUCUGGGGCUGAACCCAGGGCAGGACAGCCAGUAUAGUCUGCUCACUGGGCUCCAUGCUGCACUGGUGGAACGGCAGACCUGGCUAAUCCUCAUCCAGACAGAGUCAGACCCAGACAGCCAGGUGGAUCUGAAGCUGGACUCCCUCCCUGAGGCCCUGCGGCUGCUGGCCCAGUCAGGACACACCGUCACCUGGAGGGGCUCCCACUCCAAACCCCUGUCCUCAGCCUUCUGGAAGGAGCUGCGUUACCGUAUGCCUGCCACGACCAGACGGCGCCCCCCGAAGGACGAGAGGACCAUUCUGUGAUUAUAUAGGCUCCAGGGCAGGGUUUGGGUUCAGUCAAUUCACAAAGUAAACUCAAAUUCAAAUGAUAUAAUGGCAUCUAUUUUCAAUUAUCUUUACCCCCAACCCUGAAUCUAAUGUGAUUAAUGUGCCAUUUUUACCUGUAAGAGUGAAAUAGUUUUCCUUCCAAUGUUAAAACAAAAUUAAGUUAAAAAGCAGCUUUUCUGUGUUGGAAUGGUGUGGGCUUACCCCAGCAUCAGAAUGGUGUGGGCUUACCCCAGCAUCAGAAUGGUGUGGGCUUACCCCAGCAUCAGAAUGGUGUGGGCUUACCCCAGCAUCAGAAUGGUGUGGGCUUACCCCAGCAUCAGAAUGGUGUGGGCUUACCCCAGCAUCAGAAUGGUGUGGGCUUACCCCAGCAUCAGAAUGGUGUGGGCUUACCC
This is a messenger RNA of Oncorhynchus nerka (sockeye salmon), 2500 nucleotides long. RefSeq names its product interleukin-18 receptor 1-like. Gene Ontology annotation, molecular function: interleukin-1 receptor activity. The coding region runs from base 420 to 2084 and encodes 554 amino acids. Lineage: Eukaryota; Metazoa; Chordata; Actinopteri; Salmoniformes; Salmonidae. The record is from RefSeq and is a predicted model, not a curated record. Gene Ontology annotation, biological process: signal transduction. The transcript is spliced from 12 exons.